Molecule: messenger RNA, 345 nt
Organism: Cotesia congregata
Lineage: Eukaryota; Metazoa; Arthropoda; Insecta; Hymenoptera; Braconidae
Source: the annotation of a GenBank genome assembly
AUGUUUUUUAACUUUUUGGAGGAGGAGGGAGACGGCCCCAAUCCCGACGGCUCUUACUCCUUUAGCUACGAAGGAGGAAACGGAGUCAAAGCCGAGGAGGCUGGUUCGUUGGUUCAAUCUGCCAACAGCGAGUCAGGACAAGCUAUGUCUGUCAAGGGAUCUUUCUCCUACACCGGUGAAGACGGUGUUGUCUACAACAUUGUCUACGUAGCUGACGAAAAUGGAUUCCAACCACAAGGAGCUCAUAUUCCAACUUCUCCACCAAUCCCUGAAGAAAUUCUCAAGAGCCUUGAAUACAUCGCCGCUCAUCCUGAAGAAAACAACAUCGACGCUCCUAAACAAUGA